AUGGGCCAUGUCAAUUUUAUUGCUAUACAAACAUUCAAUUUCAAAGUGUCAACGGCAGUUUUUAAUGUAAUCUAUCUUAAUUUUAAUUACGACCCAAUCUGUGAUACCGAGCUAUAUAGUUACACAGUGAACUUGGCUAAUGUUACUAUAUUUGGUGAGUUAGGAUUUUAUCUAAGUCAAGGAGCAUCAUAUCAUUUGUCAAUCAUCCUUGAUCACAUUGAGGUUUACAACAAACCUAGUCCUUGUCUUUGCAUAAAUUUGCAAAAUUCUCUUUAUUCUUUAAUUAUGACUAACUCUUUCCUGUAUGGUGGAUUUUCUCUUCGGUCUCUUCCCUUACCUGAGUCAAGUUGUCCUUUUCCAACUGGUCAACUCUCGUGCACCAUUUUUAUAGAGAACAGUCAUUUAUAUGGUAAUAGUGAAGCAUUUCUCAUCUCAGGGAGUUUAAUGUACAAGCACCCAGUCCUUAUUUUUAUCAAAUCAUGUUCGAUUCAAGAUAGUGCUAGUUAUGGUUUAUAUAUUGAUUGUACUUUGUUCUCAUCAAUGACCAUUAACAUUACUGACACUCUACUGACUGGUAAUAGAGCUAAUUCAAUAGUAAGCUGCCAUUCAGUUUCUUUCAGUAAUGUCACUAUUGCUAAUAGUCAAGACACAGGAUUAACACUGAUACAGUCAACAGUAAUGGUGAACAAUAGCUUAUCAUUUAGAAACAAUACUGGAGACUUUGGAGGUGGGCUCUCACUAUCUCAAUUAUCAUAUUUCAUGGUACUUCCACAAGCUUCUUUUGAGUUUGUCAAUAACUCUGCUUCUUAUAAAGGAGGAGGAUUCUUCUGCUCUGUUUCAUCAGCCCAUCCGUUUGUUUAUGCUGAAUUAAGUGAUCUAACCUUUGCUAUUCCUCUUACUCUCUGGAACAACACUGCAGGUAAAGCUGGUGCUGAUAUCUAUGGCUUUGUUCUAUCUGGUUUUAAAUUUUAUGGCUUGUUCGUAUCGUUCUCUUUGAUAAAUCCAAGGGUCAGUUCAUCAACCAAUGCAAUCAGAAUAAGUUUUUGUGAUUUCAAUGAUGCACAGGGUAUCACACUUUCCAAUAGUGUACCCGAACAGCAUAUUUUUCCUGGACAAAAAUUAAAAUUUAAGGUAGCUCUUUUUGGCUUUGAUGGUAAUGAGACAACAUUCAGUUUGACUGAUGGUGUUGUUGAUGUUUUUAUUGAUACCAUCAAAGUCUUUAAUUAUUCUUUUGCUGAAGCUAAUUGUUCAAUCAUUGAAUAUACACCAACUGAGCUCAUCUAUUCAAGUACCAAGCAUAACUCUGAGCACUUGCUUUCAGCUUGUAACGUUUUCUUUUUGACUGUUGCUUCAAAUGCACGGGGCAGGCUCUGCAGAAUUGGAGAGGAUCUAGUUCAACCUGUUAUUCAGGUCUGGGACAGAAGCUCACCAUCACUCAAAGAUCAGAUACUAACUUUCCUUCACAUUCAAGUAAGGUUGCAUCAUCCUUGUGGAGCUAUCUCUGAGGCUGAUGGUGCCUGGGCAUCAAAUGACGCCCACUGGAGGAAUUGCAUUGAGAAAAUGAAUUCCUUCAUCAUCAAAGAAUUGGAUUUAGCCUCAAAGAGAUCGAGAUCAACAAGUAAAGGUGAAGCCGCGGUGUCUCCAUCUUUCAUUAAUUUCACUGUGGAUGUCAUGCAGCAGGCUUAUUCUCACACUGAUACUUCAUUUACUGACACAUCACUGCCACCUAAAGUGAAAAGGUCAAGGGUUGAUAGUGGUUGGUCGAUAUUAAAGGACUCAUUGUCAUCAAAUUCCUCAGUCCUUAUUUGGUUGCAAUUAAUUGGUCAUCUGUUUGCUAAAGAGUCAGUCAAAUUUCCUACUACUGAAAUAAUUCCUUUAAUAUCAGAAUUGUACAAUAUACUCGUUCAGCUUAAAAAACCUGAUGCACGAGCGUUCACUGUAUUGCACUGGGUCUUUAUAGCAUUGAAAAGUAUUGCUAGCUAUACCAGUAACAAUGGAAUAGUAUAUAAUAACUGGAAGGACAUAUGGACAGGAACAAUAAAGGCACUUCAGUAUAGGAUUGCUGAAGACACUGGAUAUGAACUGCUAAGCACUUUAUUGCUGUUAAAAUUUAUUAAGACGGUAGAAGUGGAUGCUUGGAAAAUCAUUUGUUUGACCACACCAUCAAAAUCGGUUAUUUCUUUCAUUCGUUCACUGCUUGCUCAUCACAAGAUACCAGAGUCACUUAUAAUUUCAUUACCACACACCAUUAAUGAGGACUCACCACUCCCCCUUCUCUCCUUGUCAUCAUCCUCCUCUUCCUACCAGUACAGGAUUACACUAUUGAACCACAUCUGUUCUAUACUGGAUAUUAAGAAACCACUCAAUGGAAGCAAGUCAUUGCUCCCAGUGUAUGAAUUAAGUGUUGUCUUGGUAUCAUUAAUGCAACAAUCCUGCUCACUCUCUCUAACACUAUCAUCAACUAGUAACAGAUGUACUCAGUGGGUUAGUGAUGAGUUUAGGCAGUCAUUGGAAUCAUUUGAGUCCUCUUGGUAUCCUCAUGAAGUAGCUUAUCUUCAGUCAUCGUUUGAUCUUAAUCCUCUGUUCACUCCACCCUCAGCCACACCCACUGCACCAAGGAAAGAACCAGUCAUUGACUCACUGUGCUCAGUUUUAUGCGACAUUUUGAGUUCACACUGUCAUAAUCUUUCACAGCCACUUCAAGCUCCUACUACACAUGAGAAUAAGUUAGGCUGCCUAAUGGAAGCUAAGGUUUACUGUUGCUCACUGGUCCUUCAUGUGGUGACACUUCUUCAUUACAUUGGAUAUCCUGUGGAAACAACCUCUAUAUAUCAACUAGGACCAUCACUAUUGAAAGAGGUUUCCUCUCACUUGAAGGAUCCAAUAUGGUCUGAAGCUGAUUCCUCGUACUAUCAAACUGUUGUGAAAACUCACCUUAAACACUUGUCAUCAUUAGUCAGUGAUUCACUUGCUACUGAGUUUAAAGAUUACAUUCAGUCAUUUAUUCCACUAGAAACUGUUCAAGAUAUCAUUUUAAUAAGUAAAGGAAAGUUUGCUAGUUGGGUAAGAUCAAUAUCAAUGGAUAGCAGCAGUGCAUUCAGUGCCACUGAGUCUACCAGUAAUCUUUCUUUGGGAUUAAACAGACAUGUAUCAUCAGCCAAUGAUGAUGAUGAUGCUUUUGAGGAUGAUUUUAUGGACAGUGAACCAUCUACUCACUCUGACAUGUCUUCCUUGAGCCCUGUCUCCCAUCACAACCUCAAUAUACUCUCCCCCUCACUGCUCAGUAGCAAAGCACUCGUACAGCAGGAGGCUUGCGUAUUACUAGUCAAAUGGUCAUAUUUAGUGAGUGAGUGUGGCUCGCUGUGUUGGAGCUCAGUAAAGAAUAUUAUGAAUGAUGAUUCUGUUAAUGUUAGUUCAGUAGUGACAGUUCAGUUAAUAUUAGCAAUAACUAGUAACAUAUUACAGUCUCCAGUGCCACUCCCCCAGGAAGCUAUAGGAAUGAUAUUACAAUCACUGAGGAAAGUUUUGUCCAAGCAUCGCAAGAAUUAUUUCAUUCACAAGGAGGCAUUAGUAUUACUCAAGAGAUUAAUAAUUGGUUCUAACUGGAGUAUGGAGCAAUCAGAUUGCUUGAGCUUAUUGUCAGCGUUCUGGAAUUUAUACAGUGAGGGUUCACUGUGUCCUGAUAUUAAAUUGUUGCUCAUUAGAUAG
Molecule: messenger RNA, 3708 nt
Organism: Amphimedon queenslandica
Lineage: Eukaryota; Metazoa; Porifera; Demospongiae; Haplosclerida; Niphatidae
Product: serine-protein kinase ATM-like
Exons: 20
Coding region: 1-3708 (1235 amino acids)
Biological process (GO): DNA damage response
Molecular function (GO): protein serine/threonine kinase activity
Source: RefSeq, a predicted model, not a curated record